Molecule: messenger RNA, 1242 nt
Organism: Stylophora pistillata
Lineage: Eukaryota; Metazoa; Cnidaria; Anthozoa; Scleractinia; Pocilloporidae
Biological process (GO): regulation of transcription by RNA polymerase II
Molecular function (GO): RNA polymerase II cis-regulatory region sequence-specific DNA binding; DNA-binding transcription factor activity, RNA polymerase II-specific
Source: RefSeq, a predicted model, not a curated record
ACCAACGUUCUUUCUUGACAAACAUUUCCGCUUUUGUCGGCUGUGCUACACAACGCGCUUUUUGCACGAGGUGUUCAACUUUUGAGUUAACAAACUUUCCCAUUAUUUUUCUUGUUAGGUGCACCGGAAAUAGACGGGCACCUUUUGAUUCUUUCGGCCGCUAAAGAGCGGUGUGAGUGUGUUAUCAUUAAGAACGUCUGUUAAUACCGCUUUUGACAUGUAACAAUUUAAACGAUUUGUUUGUCUGUUUGUCGCACCGCUAUGUUGUUUUGUUACAGUGACAGCCUUCCGAGUAUAAAUAAGGCUUUGAGUUGUAUGGAAUCUUCAUUCAGUUAUCGUUACAUCGCUGUCAGCUCAGCUAACUAUGGAAAGCCGUUCCUUUGCCCCAGCAAUUUCUCUCAAGGAGUCCGCGCAUUCAAGUAAAUCACGCGAACUUUUUUCCAGUCCUUCAAUCCAUGUCGCGUGUUUGGUGCCAGUAUCAUCGCGGUCAAUAAUGACUGACUUCUCCAUUAACAGAAUCUUGGGUUUGAAGAGCAGUGAAACAGAUCAGGAGACGACAUCCACCGCUUUGACUGAGUGCCGCCGCGACUCCAGUCUCGCUGGACGCAGCUGUAGCGAUAGCAGGGGCUGUGACAGUGAACCCGAUCGAUUGCCAACACAAUCCGAAAAGAAGGCGAAGAAGAAACGACAGCGUACAACCUUUUCGAUGUUUGAAGUAUGGGAACUGGAACGAGCGUAUGCGCGGCGGCCAUAUUUGACGCCUGAAGACGAAGAGGACCUGGUGAAGAGGCUUGGGAUCACGGCCAGAAGUCUGAGGUAUUGGUUUCAAAACCGACGAGCCAAGUCACGAAAAGAAGAGAAAAAGACUCCGUCCGACUUUCACCCAAACCCGUCAAACCAGUUUGAAAAGCCACCACAGAUCCCGACCCAGUCCCCUGUAAAUUACCGGAGACAGGCUGAUCGUCUUUCUUACCCAGGGCUAGGAAUCUGCAUAGAAAAACUUAAAGCAAACAGCCGACCAAUCACAGUUGACUAUGGACAAUCAGCAAUCAAACCAGACCAGUUAUCUGAGCGUUCUUCAUUUUUAGGGCCCAUGUUCCACCCGGACCAGUUCCGAAGAAGACCUGUUGCUCUUAAAAGACCCGUGGACAACCGUGGUUUCUAUAGAUACCAGCCGUAUUGAGGUCUUUUUAUUGUUAUUAAUAUUUCCUUAAUUAAGUUGAAAUUAAGAAACACUGAGGU